Messenger RNA from Serpula lacrymans var. lacrymans S7.9, 1567 nucleotides. RefSeq lists its product as uncharacterized. Lineage: Eukaryota; Fungi; Basidiomycota; Agaricomycetes; Boletales; Serpulaceae. Bases 411 to 1301 code for a protein of 296 amino acids. The record is from RefSeq and is a predicted model, not a curated record. The transcript has 12 exons.
AGACGUAGGCGCCCUUGGACCAAAUUUUGAUAUGCCCGUCGAUAUCUCACUGGACCACCUCACCACAACAUUGGUAUUUCAACAUCAACCCCUGCGGAGCAUUCGUUACUAUCAAGAUCCAGUCCGACUUACUCGAGAAAACAUCUGGGACGCAUUAAGUCAGGUAGUGCCUUAGAUUGUAGGUGGGCAGUGGGGACUAGUAUAUACUACCUGAUAACAUCAUGAUGGGGCUGUGUUGAUGGUUGUGGGCCCGGGCUUGAUAUCGGUUUGCUGUUCAUUCAAGUGUCCGUUGGUCUAAAUGAACGGGGUAUAUUUCCUGUGGAGUUAUGCAGGCGUAUAACCCUUUCUUUAAAGAAUAGCCAGUCCACAGUAACCUGGUCAUCGUACAGUGCGGAUUCUGUCAUGUCGUCAUGUACGCCGCCCAAGUAGGUCUCAUGUUUGCGAACUAUAGAAUCACACAGCUCAUUGCUCUUGGGUACACUUUCAGCUUCGGACUAUUUGGGAUAUUGAUUGUGCAAACUUUUAUCUACUAUACGCGGUUUACUAAUGAUCCAAGAUGGCUGAAAUGCCUCGUCUGGCUCAUCUUUUUGAUGGAAUGUCUUGGAUCUGCUUUCACUCUUUAUGCGUUUUGGCUCGGAGCUAGUGUGCAUUGCCUUUCUUGUGCUAUAGAUGGAGGUUAUUAUAUCAAACCAGAUUGUGAAAUGGUUUUAUUUAGUGUAUGGUACUUGGUAUCCCUCUUCGUCCUUACGGGAUUGAUAUCAUCAUCAGUGCACGCCUUUUAUUGUUGGAGAAUUUGGGUGAUAGGAAGGUCACUGAUUGUUCCUAUUGUGGUCAUGUUGUUAUCCAUCACUCAAAGUUUCGUAGCCAUAUACGGGGCUUUUAGGGGAUUGAUGGGAGGUACUCCAUCGAAUAAUAUCGACUAUAUUUGGUUGGCUGGAAGUUGUUUGUGUGACCUUUUAAUUACAAUACAAACCACUCGGCUGCUCCUUCUCCAAAAAUCUGGGUCAGGUAUCAGCAAAACCAAGUCCAUCCUUGUCAAGCUGGUCAAACUGACCAUUGAAACCGGAAUGGUGACUGUCGCAGCUACCCUGCUAGAAUUACUUUUCGCUGUCGUUCUGUAUCGGUGGACCCAUAUCGCCCAUCUCAUCGUUUUCUUUUCUCUCUCCAAACUUUAUGCCAAUUGCAUGCUAGCCAAUCUCAAUUCCCGUCUGCUCAUGGCCAAGGACUCUGAGCAGGACCACGUUUCGUCUAUACAUUUCGAUGGUCACACACGACGUACUGCAACUCUAGUCCUGACUUAAAGUCGGCAGAGCGUAACAGCUCGGAGGCGUGCAUCAAUGUCAAACAUUGAAAUAGCCCUUACUCGACACGAUGUGAGCGGGCAAUCCCCUGGAGGAGCCAUCGAGAUACUCCCCUCCAUUGCUCACGAUACUCAGCAGUGGAAGCUGACAACUUUGCCUUGGGUAAAAUACCCCUGAGAAAUUAUUAAAUACAUCAAAUGAACCAUGUACUUACUUUACGGACUAUCCGCAAAUUUGCGAUUAAUACAGUUCACCUUAAUCACACU